CGUUGCCGGGCGGUUCCAGUGCCAUGAUGUAGAGUGCGCUAGUGUCGCGUGUGUGUGACCUUUGGAUAUAUGUGGCCAGGAAACUAGUGACUCACGGUGUAGCCUGUGAUGCCAUGUAUCUAGGCAGUGUUUCGGCUGUGCCGGACAAGACCGAGGACUCUAGCAUGACUCAUUGUCCAGUCUCAAGGACAAUAUCGUUCCUAGGAGUCGCUAUCCUCGUCCAUCUCAUUGUCAUCACUUCAUUGGCUGAUAGAGGGCCCUCAGAAGAAAGUCAGGAUGAGCUACCUCGCAGCAAGCGAAGUGUCGAGUCCAAGCACCACCGGAAUGUGGAAAACACAGUAGGACAAGAGAGUGCGACCCGCAGUGCAGUGUUUGCUACAGAGAACUCUACUGUUGUGACCGCUCAGAUGGCGAGCACAGCAACGCUGCCCUGCACAGUCAGAAAGUUUGGCACGGGCGUUGUGUCCUGGAUUAGACGGAAGGACUUCCAGCUGUUGACUGUAGGACUAGCCACAUACAGCAGUGACGACAGGUUCAUGGUAGAGCAUGCUAGGCAUCUCCAGAACUGGGGUCUCCAAAUACACAAGGUGCAGAAAUCCGACGCUGGAAUGUACGAAUGCCAGGUGUCCACCCAUCCUCCAACCAGUAUAUUCGUUGAGCUGAAAGUCAUAGAGGCAAUCGCAGACAUUCUCGGCUCGCCAGAUCUCCACAUCAAGAGCGGGAGUCAGCUGCGGCUGGUUUGUACGCUGAGACACAGCACAGAGGCCCCUGUCUAUGUGUUCUGGUACCACGGGGACAGGAUGAUCAACUACGACAAGGAGAGAGGGGUCAGCGUGAGGAGUGAUCGCAAGAGUAGUGUGUUGGCGAUCAGCACAGCUGACAAGACUGACAGUGGCAACUACACGUGUGUACCCUCCAAUGCUAAACCUGCCACCAUCAACGUGCACGUGCUCAACGGCACGGUGGACGGUGAGAAGCCAGCUGCAAUGCAGCACGGCGGGAGAAACUACGCGUCACAGCUGACUACAACCACGUUACUACUGAUGACGUCAGCAGCCUCUCUCAUCAGAUGAUCUUGCUGAUCAAGACAGUAAAAGGAUUGGUGCUAGUUGUACAACGUAGAGCCAACGGUGGCCCAGCUGGAGAAUGUAACCAAAGUUUGUUGUAACAUUCUCCAAUGGAACGCCUGGAACUUUAUGGACAAGUCUUUUCAUAUCCUACAUGUUUUACUUGUCUGUUUUACUAAUGCAGACUAUUAGGUUGUUAAGGCAACAAUGUGAUAAAGUAUACUGAAGGUGUGAGGCGAUAUUUUUCUCGAUUGUAUAUAGUGUUGUUGAGUUGUUGAUGGGUUUCGCAAUAAUGCGUAAAUGUUGCUGUGGUUUACUAAGGAUUGAUAGUAAAGAAAUGUAUUACUUUUUUGGUUUUAUUUGUUAGUUUAUAAAAAACUUAUAAUUGACCCUAAGUGUUGGUUUUUUGUAAAACGUGAUAUCAAUAUGAGUAUCACGAGUUUUUGGGUUUUACGGAAAAAUAAGUCCAGUUUUACUUUUCUAUCCUACAAUAAACUGUUAUGAAUAUAAAUACAUCUGCUUUACGUUUACCCUAACUUAUUUAAAAGCUCUUAGUGGUAUACAGUUAAUAUGAUUUGUUCUUUUUUUUAAUUCUAUAUACCUAAACAUAAUUGUGGUAUUUAUUGAAAUAAAAUACACAUAUUGUGUUAAUACAAGUGCCAUAAACAAAAGCAUCUGCAUGAUUUCUUUAAAAAUGAAAUUUACUUAGAGAUAAAACAUUUUUGAGUACUGACCAGGAUCAAGGGAGAAUGAGAUUCUUAGUUCAGAGAGCUCUAAACUGAUUACCAAGAUUAAUUAAUUGCAGAAACAUUUUGAGAAUACCUCAGCCUACUUUACGAACGUCGAACUAAAUUUAAAUUGAAUCUUUAUUUUUCAUUCGUUGAUAUGCUUUAAAUGAAAAAUAUAAUUUUGUGCUUGCAAUAGUAAUUAACAAUUUACUAUACUUAUAUUUUCCUAAUACAUAUUACACAUGUUGAGUAUUUUAAACUUUAACCUGUAUAAAUUUGAUCGUAUACUUUGUCUUACAUGUACAAUUCUAACGUAUUCAUCAGUUUUAUACGUUAGAUUUAUUAGUAACACAGAACAUUGUAAAUAUGUUAUUCAGUUAUUUGAAAUACGUACUAAAUAUCUCAAUUGUAAUUAAGACAAGUUGUUUACAUUGGUGGACAGUAUUAUGAUAAUUGUAAUUAUAAUAAAUA
This is a messenger RNA of Macrosteles quadrilineatus (aster leafhopper), 2266 nucleotides long. Its product is annotated as junctional adhesion molecule B-like. The record is from RefSeq and is a predicted model, not a curated record. The coding region runs from base 114 to 1073 and encodes 319 amino acids. Gene Ontology annotation, cellular component: neuron projection membrane. Gene Ontology annotation, biological process: synapse organization. The transcript is spliced from 7 exons. Lineage: Eukaryota; Metazoa; Arthropoda; Insecta; Hemiptera; Cicadellidae.